AUGACGUGCAAUGUUGUGUUUCUCUUCAUUUUAUCAUGUUACGCCGAUGAUUAUCUCUUCCGAGCAAAAUUGAAUCCUAUCACACCAGCGACGCAAUUAGUUGCUGUUCCGCAACGCGUCCGAUAUCCCGUUAAAGUGUGUGGCAUGUUAAAUUGUUUCAAGCGGGAGAUCAUUAACACAAACUGCAAUUUUGUUGGGUCUCGUGGACGAUUCAGUUGUUACAAUAUUGAGGAGAACAAGUGCACUGCUCUUCCCUCCAAGAAGUUUUGUUAUCGCCUUUCAAACGUGAACAUGACUUACGUUUAUGUCAACAAGACGGGGAGUGACCCCAAUAAGUAUACACUCUACACAUUCAAAGAUGCGAUGUGUACUACACCGGACAAGUACGACAAGCCAUUCACAGCUGUCUGUUCCUCAAACAAUUUGAUUACUGGCAAAUUUGCUUGUGAAGGUGAAAAAUCGCCUCUUGGGAUGUUAUGUAAAGCACGAGAUACGUUUUAUAAUAACACAAAGAAAAGUGUUAUAAAGUCGGGGGAUGUGAGAAAUGUUGUUUGUAUUGCACUGAUAUUAAUUGCACUCAUUUUAUAA
This is a messenger RNA of Entamoeba invadens IP1, 588 nucleotides long. RefSeq lists its product as hypothetical. Lineage: Eukaryota; Evosea; Mastigamoebida; Endamoebidae. The transcript has a single exon. The record is from RefSeq and is a predicted model, not a curated record. Bases 1 to 588 code for a protein of 195 amino acids.